GAGCCCCCUGGCCGCCGUUGCUGUGAAUGAGACUGAGGGAUGUAUACGAUCCGGUCCGGUCCAAAUAUUUGGUUUGGGCUCGAAAUGCUUUUGCAGAUCUUGAACUGGUUCAGAAGUGGCCUGAGACUGAUCCCGAAAAAAUGUCAAUUGAGAGAAUAAUUCAACCGGAUCUGUGCCAGAGUUCGAAUCACUCGACCUGGCCCAGUAAGAGUUCGAAUCACCCACCGGCCACCGUCACUGGCCUCACUGUGUUUUUCCUCGGAACAGGCGCUGCUCUGCUUCUGCUGGACUGCUUCUCGGAACCAGCUGUUCUGCUUCCGCGCUGCACGGCUUCUCUGCGCCGCACUGCUCGCCGGAGAACCUUAGUCACGACGCCACCAACAGCGGCCGCGAAGUGUGAAGGUCACUGCUCUGCUCCUGCUCCUCUUCUCCUCGGCGCUUCUCCUCCUCUUCUUCCCCUGUUCCUUUCUUUUCGGCGCUGCUCAUCUUCUUCUCCUCGGCGCCGGUGCUCUUUUGGUGAGGAAGGUCACAAGCCCCUGCUCAGCCGCUCUUCUUUGUUCUCUUUGUUUGGUUCUGCAUGGGAGAAUGAAGUUAGAGACAGAAAGUCUCAAAGAUGGUAAAUGCAAUGAUGGAAAAGAAAAAGAGAAGGUUCACUUUCUGUGCUGAUAAAGUGAUUCUGCUGGUCUUGUAAGUUGACACAGUUACGCAGCUAAUUCACAGAUACAUGUAGACAUAUAUAUUAUUAUAGAUUCUUUGUUCCUUCCUGGUUCAUCCUCAAGUUUGUUCACAUAAAGGUUAGGAAAAGGUUGAGAUGAGUGAGAGAAAGAAAGGCCUAGAGAAUUCAAUAAGUUUUGGGAUUGAUAUGACUAGCAUUAGUGUUUACAUUUUGUCUCCUAGCAUCUGGAAUUGUGAUUCAUGGAGAGAUUCAAGUUCAACUUUGGCUAGCAACUUCUUUGUAACAAAUUAUUAGUAAAAGCACGGUUUUUACCCAGUAUAAUUGUGGUCCAAAAGUGUUUAGGUUUCAUCGGGUUUAAGGCAAGGUUAGGGUCUGUAAAAUACGUCCGAUACAUAUUUAGGGCCGGGUUUGGGUUAGGGUAAACUCCAUUUCACCCGACCCAUGUACACCCCUCACUCCAUUCCUGGGAGUCCCCUUUAGACCAAAAGCAUCUGGAUAUCUUCAAUUAUUGCCCAUGCUCUGCAGGGCCAAUUAGCCCUGCCAAGGAAAUCCAUGAACCCAGACCCCGAUCCGGUGGUAAGCGACGUUGAGAACCUGAAACUGAAACUGAACCAUGCCGAAUCCAAUCGGUUUGAAUUGGUUCGGUUUGUUUUAACUGGUUCAAAACUUGAAUCCGAUUUGUGGAAAAUUGAAUCAGCGAGUCCUCCUUUUACACGAAUAAAUUUACACCCUUUUCUCCUAGGGUUUAGAUCGCGCUUAACCUUCAUAUAUCGAGUUUGGAAUAGCCGCAGAUCACUCUCUUGAAGCAAAGUGCUUAGUCCUUGGAAUCCAAAUGAUCACAGUACAAUGCUAUUUCAUAUUCGUUUUUCUUUUUCAUUUGUGUUUUCUGCUAAGUUAAUCGUGCUGCUAAAUGUUGUUCUUGACUCAUUUAUAUCUUCAGUUUUUUUUUUCUUUUAUAAUUUUAUAAUUUUUGUUCCUAAUUUUCUGCAAGCUGGAAAUUUUGGAGUCAUCUUUACAGCGAGUUGGUUGUUCAUUGAUACCUUUCUCGUGUCUGAGGAUGACGAAAUUGUUUCAGAUCCGUUGAUGUUAUUUUUCAUUGGCCAAGGAAUGAUAAUGGAAUGUCACAUUCCUUGUGCUUUUAUUGCCAAUGGUACAUUUAACAGUUUCACUGUCUUUCCUGUACUUUGUUCAAUUCAUUGCUUCUUGAUACAAUCCAUUUUUUACCUUGGAUGCCGAGUUAUGUUAUUUGUAAGCACUUUUUGUCUCAUACAUCAAGCCGAUGCACAUUUUUCACUAUCAGAUGAGGUGGGAGAUUUAUUUGAUAUUGUUUCUACACCCAAUCUAAGUGCAAAAGAAUGUGGAUAUGCUUGAUGUGUGUGACAUUAAGUGGUGCAAAGCAUUUCUAUGAAGUUCUUAAUCUCCAAUGCAGUAGUGAUUUGGCUGAGAGAAAAAAGUCAAAGACUCAUUCUAAACACAUGAUAUUGCUAUUUACAUGUGAGCAUUAAUAUACCCUUGUGGUUGUAUUCAUUGGCCAUUGAGGGGUUCUUUAUAAUAAUAAUGCUCAAAUUGAAGUUCUUUUGGAAUUAGUCAGGCUUCUUGUGCUGUUAUGAAUGUGCUUGGAGUUUGGAAUACAUUCCCACAUCUCAUUUGUCAGUCUCUUUUGAUGAACAAGUUUUUGUUUUUGUUUUUU
Messenger RNA from Arachis ipaensis, 2366 nucleotides. The record is from RefSeq and is a predicted model, not a curated record. NCBI's taxonomy places the organism in Eukaryota, Viridiplantae, Streptophyta, Magnoliopsida, Fabales, Fabaceae.